CCUACGCUUACACGCCCGCACACCUCUCUUCUCGUUUUCGCCAUUGACGACAUUUUCUUCAUUUCACUGUGGUUCUGUGCUUUUAGGUGUAGGUAGAGUACUCUUAAGAAGUUGGUUUGAUACCUAGUGUGAUCUUUUUGUUGCAGACGAGAAUAGUUUAGGAAAUGGCGCUAGGGUUGAUAUUGGGAAUUGGGAGGGCAUUCAGAAGGAAGCGAACGUCGUCGCUUGAUAUUCUGACGUCGAAAAGAAGUCCUCGGGGAUAUUACAAGGGCAAAAAUUGCAAGCCUACUGGUUUCCACACCCGCAAAGGUGGUUAUGUGGUGCAGCCUGAAAAGUUGCCAAAUUAUGUCGUACCAGACUUGACUGGCUUCAAGCUAAAACCGUAUGUGUCUCAAUGUGCACGACAAUCGGGUGAUUCAGCUAAGUAAAUGCAACGCAACAAAGGUUUUUUUGAGUCCACAAAAGAGAUGAAUGAUCUCAUAGCUUCUUUCUUGGUUAAUCCUUUUGAAUGCUCAUCUUUCAGUGAAUAAUGACGAUUUAGUUUGUUUACUUGUGGUGUAUUUUUAUUUUGAUUUUUUUUCGACAAAAUAAUUGUUGAAUAUGAUAUUUUAUAUGAAAAUAUGUUGUUUCUAAUUCAAGAAAUUUA
Molecule: messenger RNA, 646 nt
Organism: Andrographis paniculata
Lineage: Eukaryota; Viridiplantae; Streptophyta; Magnoliopsida; Lamiales; Acanthaceae
Exons: 3
Coding region: 165-428 (87 amino acids)
Biological process (GO): translation
Cellular component (GO): mitochondrial large ribosomal subunit
Molecular function (GO): structural constituent of ribosome
Source: RefSeq, a predicted model, not a curated record